Molecule: messenger RNA, 981 nt
Organism: Symbiodinium sp. CCMP2456
Lineage: Eukaryota; Dinophyceae; Suessiales; Symbiodiniaceae
Source: the annotation of a GenBank genome assembly
GACAUCGGGGGCACGAAUCAAUCCUGCUUCCUCGAUGUGGUCAGCAUCAACCAGGGCGACCUUGGCAUGAUGCGGCAGGGAAUCUACGGGCUGGGUGGCUUCCUGAGCGCGUCCAAGGAGCUGAGGAUCCUAUACUCCGCACCUUACCUUACCAGGCUGUGGUGUGUCUUCGAGUUGGCUGCAUUUCGAAUGGCCAACCCGUCCGGCAGGAUCCGAUUCGCUCCCUUGUUCGUGGAGAGCGCGGUAGCCUCUGUCUGGGUGGGUGCUACACUGGCCCUCCUCAUCUACGUGCUCGUGAUCGCCACCCUAGGACUGCAGAGUCUUGUUACUUUACUCGUUGCCCUGAUCCCCUUCUUCCUUGUCUUCCAUUCGCUCCGGAAGAACUUGUCCCAGAAGCGCCAGGUCUUCUACGACUUGGCCACCUUUGAGCUCUCGGCCGCGGGAUGUCGGAAGGCAAGCGACCAGGAGUUCAUCUACGCCGCCAUCGAGAAGUGGUACGGCAGUCUGGACGCCUUCACGGCCCAUGUUCGGGGGCCUCUUCGUGACGAGCUGCUGGCGAAGCACUUGGGCACUGGCCUUCCCUGGCACUACGCUCUGCUGAUCGCGACCCCAUUGAUUACGCUAGGAAUGGACGCGUGGGCAGCACAAGUAAGAGCAGGGGCUCCCAUUCACAAUUUGGUGUCCUACGGCACUGGCGUGAGCCUUGGACUCUUUGGUUUCUGGUGGAUCGUCGGCGUGCAGUUCGCGAUGCUUCUGGCCGACCGAUUCCCACUGCCCAAAAGCAGCAUAUACGGACUGGCACAGUCUGUCGUGCUCUACUUGGUGUACAUGGCGUUCAAUUUUUGCGGAGUCUACAUAGGACGUUGGGCAUACAAAGAGAGUGUUGCUGCAUCACUCAUAUGGUGUGCUGCAGCUGGCAUGCUGGCUUGGCUAGCCAGCGGUGGGCUGAAGGUCUGUCAAUCUGCCUUUCGCCGUCAUUGA